Messenger RNA from Echinostoma caproni, 483 nucleotides. The record is from the annotation of a GenBank genome assembly. NCBI's taxonomy places the organism in Eukaryota, Metazoa, Platyhelminthes, Trematoda, Plagiorchiida, Echinostomatidae.
AUGUUUUACACAAUCGAUCAUGACAAAUCCGGUGUAAUUGAUUGUGACGAACUACGAGAUUAUUUACGAAGCAACAAUUUCGAUGACUUUUUCAUCUCGCGGUUCUUACGCGCGUUCGAUGCGGAUCGUGAUGGAAAAAUCACAUUUGAAGAAUUUCGUCGGGCAUUACACAAAGUACCUCACGUGCAAAAAACAUACACAACCUGGCAUCACAUUUUACACAAAGUGGACAAGGACAAGAAUGGUUAUAUCACCAUGGACGAGUUGUAUGAACUGCUACAAGAGAACGGAGAUUCGAACGGAAUCAGCGUGAAACAACUGCAAUCAUUUGUUCGUGAAUAUGAUCGGGAUGGAGACGGGAAGUUGAACUAUCACGAAUUUUUAGACUACAUUUUGGACACCCCCCAGGAUGCAAACAAAUCGGCCUCAGUCUCAGCAUCGAAAACAUCAUCGGAGUGUGAGAAUAGAACAAAGAAACGCUAA